Messenger RNA from Neoarius graeffei (lesser salmon catfish), 3367 nucleotides. RefSeq names its product golgin subfamily A member 6-like protein 6. Bases 83 to 2059 code for a protein of 658 amino acids. Gene Ontology annotation, molecular function: GTP binding. NCBI's taxonomy places the organism in Eukaryota, Metazoa, Chordata, Actinopteri, Siluriformes, Ariidae. The transcript is spliced from 2 exons. The record is from RefSeq and is a predicted model, not a curated record.
CUACAGCAGCAAAACAAAAGCAGAUGAUCUGUUUAUCUGUGUUAAAGAUCUUCUUAAAAACAACAACAAUCGUCUGUACACGAUGGCCAUGUACGCUGAUGCCCAGGUUGAAACACAGCUGCAGUACAAAAGAGAAAAUGAAAAUCUGCAACAACAAGUGACUGAACUCAAGAGGAGGACUCAAACAGAAGAUUUAUCAAAAAGCCCUGACGCUCUCAGAAUUGUGCUGUUGGGGAAGACAGGAGUUGGGAAGAGCGCAUCAGGAAACACCAUUCUGGGGAAAAACGCAUUUAAAGAAAUGAUGUCACUGCAGUCAGUUACCACUGUGUGUCAGAAAGAGACAGUAGAGCUCGGUGGGAGACGGAUUACUGUGAUCGACACUCCAGGACUGUUUAACACAAAUAUCAAUAAUGAAGAAACCAAGAGAGAGAUUGUUAAAUGCAUAUCGAUGGCAGCACCUGGUCCUCACGUGUUCCUGCUGGUGCUGAGAAUCGGACAACGCUUCACACAGGAGGAGACAGAGGUAGUGAAAUUCAUUGAAAAGACUUUUGGUAUAAAAUCGAACACAUACACCAUCGUACUCUUCACCUGCGGUGAUCAGCUUAAUGAACAGACAUUUGAACAGUAUAUGAAAAUUGCUGAGCCAGAAUUAAACAAACUUCUGUCAGCCUGUGGUAAACGAUAUCAGGUGUUCAACAACCGUGAUAAAUCCAGCAACACUCAGGUGUCAGAGCUCCUGGAUAAAAUCGACUUAAUGGUGAAGGUGAACGGAAGAGGCUACUACACUAAUGAGAUGUUCCAGGAGGUCGAGGAAGCUCUAGAAGAAGAAAAGGAGAGAAUACUGAAAGAGAGAGAGGAGCAGAUAGAGAGAGAGAAAGAAGAACUGAAGACCAAACAUGAAGCUGAAAUGGAGGACAUGAGGAGAGAGAUGCAGAAACAAAAAGAAAGACAAGAGGCAGAGGAGAGAAGACAAGAGGAAGAAUUUAAACAGAGAGAAGAGCAAAUAAAAAGAGAUAUGGAAAAAAGGGAACAACAGGUAAGACAGGACUUUCAGAAGAGAAGAGAAGACGAUGACAUGAAGAUGAAGGAAUGGAUGCAACAAAUAAACAGAGAGAGAGAGGAGAACAGGAAACAGUGGGAGAGAAAAAGACAGGAAGAUCAGAAACAGAGAGAUCAGGAGGAGGAGGAAAGGAGGAGGAAAGAACAAGAGUGGAAGGAGAAACAGAGAGCGGAGAAUGAGAAGUUUCAAAGAGAAAAAGAAGAGAUGAAAAUUCAAAAAGAAAAAGAAUUAAAGAAACUACAACAGGAGUAUGAACAGAAGGCAGCAGAAGAAGACAGGAGAAGAAGGGAUUUAGAAGAAAAGAUAAAGGAUGCAGAGGAAAGUAAAAAGAAGGAACUACAGGAUCUUCAGUUAUCUCAGCAACGAGAGUGGGAGCAGAGGAUGAGAGAGGAGGAGGAGAAGAGAAACAAACAGCAGGAGGUCUGGGAGGAAAGAAUUGCUGCUAUGGAGGAUGAAUGGCAUUCAGAUCAGAUUAGGAAGGAGAGGCAAUAUGAGUGGGAAAGACAGAAAGAAAUGGAGGAGAGAGAUUUAAGAGAGAAGGAAAGAAAAGAGAAAGAAGAACAAGAAAAGAAAAGAAUAGAAAAUGAUUUCAAUGAAAAGAUCAGAAAUAUGGAGGAACAGCUAAAGGCACAAAGAGAAAAAGAUGAGAGAGAAAGAAAGGAAAAGGAGGAAGAACUCAAAAAGGAAAUAGAGGAAAAACUACGGAAACAACAGGAAGAUUUCAGAAAGGAGAAAGAAGAAGAAGAAAGAAAACACAAGGAGGAGGAGGAGAGAAAUCUUGCCUUCAUUACAGAGCAACACAAGAAAGAACUGGAGACCCAGAAAGCACAGACAGAAGCAGCAGCCAGGAAACAGGCAGAGGAAGAAUUUAAAGCUCAACUUGAUGCAGAAGUUAAAGAGGCGAAGCGUAAAGGGUUUGCAGAGGGCCGUGCACACGUCGAGUCAGAAAGAACAAGACCAGGCAGAGCUAUCGAUGGAUUUAUUAAUUAUUUCUACUAAAAUGAAGAACAAAAGGAAACUGAAUGAAAGCUUGUUUGAAAUUCAUUCAGACUUGAUGUUUUUAAAUCCACAUUUUUUAGUUAAUAUCAGUUUAUCAGUAGAUUAACAUGUGAUUUAUAUCAACAGCAUUAUGCUUUGUUUCAGGUCGGUUUGCAUCUAUUUUAAUUACAUUGUGGGUUUUUUGUAACAUAAAAUUAGAUUCUGUAUUUUUUAAUAUAAAUAUCUUAUUUCUGUUUCUGCGGUUACUGAUCUACUGGGGUUUAAAUCUGAAGCACAACGACACAGUUACACUCCAUAUUCCUUUAUUUUACCUCCAAAUGGACCAUUAAUCAAUCAGAGAUGCACGACAUGGACAAAAGUCCCUGAAUAUAAUAUAUUUGUGUUUGUUGUGUGCAUUAAUAUGGAGUUCACACACUCUUCACUGCUGUAACAGACCAAUUCACAGAUACCAACAUCACUAACAAGAAAUUCACAGCACAGAGAGAAACACAGAUUGUUACCACUGAUCGUGUAUAUCAGUGGAGAAAAUGGAUAUUUAACUGCAAUUUGCAGAAAUGUUUGUAUUUAAAAGCAACCAGCUGAAUGCAUAAACAAAUAUUAUUUGGUUAUUAUACAACAUUUACAGAAGUGUAGUUGCUCUGCAGUGUGCUCCAUGUCCAUAGAACAACAAACUGCCUUUAAAUGCAGUGGAAGAGUUUCAUUACCUCGCCGGAGCGGAGUCCACCAGGGGGCGAGGCAUUGUUUUCAGUGGGGUUUGUUUGUUUGUUUGUAUGUUUCUUUGUUUUUUGUUAAUGAUACUACAGGAAAACAGCUGGACCAAUCCUCAUGGUCCCCUCUAUACUGAAAUAUCUUAAAUGGUGACUCGCACAGUACUUUCAGCUCGGUUCUUGUUCUUGUUUGUCACAGAUAAAAUAAUUGCAAAUUAUGUAUGUAAACAAAGUGCUGUAACCUUUGAAAUAAGCAUUUUUUCAUUGCUAUGCUUACUAUUAUUAUAAAUAUAAUUUUUGUUAUACAUUUUAAAAUGAUUCAUAUUCAAAUCUCCAAAUUUGAUAAAUCAUCACAUUUAAAAUGUUGUAAUGAAUGAUUUCAUUCCUGGCCAUCUGAAAGACACACAGAGACACAUUAAUAAACAGCCAGUAAUUAGAUGCAGGUGUUACAUGUUUAUUACAUGUCCCCUGUUGGUUCAGCCUGACUCCUUGCUGUUAACAGCUGACGCUCGGCCACGCCCUCACUGCCACAAUCUCGUUAUAACUGUAUUCCAAAACUUUGGUUCCCUAUUAAAAAAAUAAAUAAAAAAAUUCACUUCAA